Molecule: messenger RNA, 297 nt
Organism: Microthlaspi erraticum
Lineage: Eukaryota; Viridiplantae; Streptophyta; Magnoliopsida; Brassicales; Brassicaceae
Source: the annotation of a GenBank genome assembly
AUGUCAACUCUAAGAGACACUGGUGGCUCAACUGCUCUCCACUAUGCCGCCAAAAGGGGUAAGAUAGAAAUGACCCACAUUUUGAUCUCUAAUGGAGCCAACUUGAAUCUGCAAGAUCAGCUUGGCCUCACAGCCCUUGAGUGUGCAGCCAACGCCGGCAAGACUGAGGUCAUCGAGUUUCUGACACAGAGAAGCAGAGCCGUCCCUGGGAGCAAGCAGGGCAAGCAUAUGCUUGCGGCCCUGUUUCUAAAUAAGAAUUUAAUCGGCCAUAUUUUGACAAAGUCUCCUAUAGCUUAA